Messenger RNA from Phascolarctos cinereus (koala), 1325 nucleotides. It is a transcript of the gene MED19, whose product is annotated as mediator complex subunit 19. Gene Ontology annotation, molecular function: transcription factor binding; transcription coregulator activity. The record is from RefSeq and is a predicted model, not a curated record. Gene Ontology annotation, biological process: positive regulation of transcription by RNA polymerase II. Gene Ontology annotation, cellular component: mediator complex. NCBI's taxonomy places the organism in Eukaryota, Metazoa, Chordata, Mammalia, Diprotodontia, Phascolarctidae.
GCAGGCGGGGAGAUGGGCGUUCUCUAGCUUCACUUCCUCCUAUGUCAUCUUAGAGCGACGGAAGUUCUUCGGCCAGUGGAGCCAGACGCAUCCAAUAAAUAGAGGCUCCGGGAAGUGGAGGGCGGUGCUGCGCUAGAGGGUUGUCCAAUGAGAGGCCGCGGCGGUGCCAGGCUCCGAGUGGGCGGAGGCGGCAGCGGCGGCGGCGGUGGCGGUGGCGGCAGAGCGGUCGAUGCGAUGGAGAACUUCACAGCGCUCUUCGGUGCCCAAACCGAGCCGCCGCCGCCGCCCCCAGCCGCGCUGGGCUUUGGGCCGGGGAAGCCGCCCCCUCCGCCGCCUCCUCCUCCGGGUGGGGGCCCCGGAACGGUCCCGCCGCCCGCUGCGGCCCCAGCCCCGCCUGGAUCUGACAAGGCCGCAGCUGGCUGUGGGCCCUUUUACCUGAUGCGGGAGCUCCCAGGCAGCACGGAGCUGACAGGUAGCACCAAUCUAAUCACGCACUACAACCUGGAGCACGCCUACAAUAAAUUCUGUGGGAAGAAGGUGAAGGAGAAGCUGAGUAACUUCCUGCCUGACCUGCCGGGGAUGAUCGACCUGCCCGGCUCCCACGACAACAGCAGCCUCCGUUCCCUCAUCGAGAAGCCCCCCAUCCUUGGGGGCUCUUUCAACCCUAUCACGGGCACCAUGCUGGCGGGCUUCCGCCUGCACGCCGGCCCGCUGCCAGAGCAGUGUCGCCUGAUGCACAUCCAGCCCCCCAAGAAGAAGAAUAAGCACAAGCACAAACAGAGUCGUGCCCAGGACCCUGUCCCCCCAGAAACUCCAUCCGAUUCGGAUCACAAGAAAAAGAAAAAGAAAAAGGAAGAAGAUCCUGAGCGGAAAAGGAAGAAGAAAGAAAAGAAGAAGAAGAAGAACCGACACAGUCCAGAGCACCCCGGUAUGGGCAGCUCCCAGGCCAGCAGCAGCAGUAGCCUCCGUUAACAAGACCAUUGGACGACAGACAGGCCAGGGGAGCUCUUUUCUCCUACACUGAACUUGCCAACAGAAGCAACCUUGGAGGCUAGAGGACAUACUGCCCUUGGAGCAUUCCCCUGCGACUGGGGUAGAAUGCAGGCCAGGCCAACUCUGGCUGGGAGCGAAUGAGGUGGAUGCAUUAGGGUGGGAAGGGCAGUGCCUGUGCAAGGCACAGCCCGGUUGGCUCUGUGGUGGAGCUGCUUUUCCCUUCCCAAGGAGCCUGCUCUCCAUGUUUUUUUGUACAGUUUGUCUGCUUUAAGAUUUGGAUUGGUUUAUUAGGGCUUGGCUUCUUUUUAAAAAAUUCAUAUUGUACCAAACUG